Molecule: messenger RNA, 1308 nt
Organism: Eufriesea mexicana
Lineage: Eukaryota; Metazoa; Arthropoda; Insecta; Hymenoptera; Apidae
Gene: Acat2
Product: Acetyl-CoA acetyltransferase 2
Exons: 8
Coding region: 44-1228 (394 amino acids)
Molecular function (GO): acyltransferase activity, transferring groups other than amino-acyl groups
Source: RefSeq, a predicted model, not a curated record
GGUUUUCCAUACGUUUAGACGUGAUUUUUUACAAAUUUUCAACAUGAGUAAAAGUGAAGUUGUCAUUGUAUCAGCAGUCAGAACACCCAUAGGAUCUUUUUGUGGUACUUUAUCUGCAUUAAAAGCAUCGGAUUUAGGAAGUAUAGUUAUUCAAGAAAGUCUUGCAAGGGCUCAUAUUAAACCUGAAGAUGUUUCUGAAGUUAUAUUAGGGCAGGUAUUAACUGCAGGGCAAGGACAAAAUCCAGCAAGACAAGCAGCAAUGGCAGCUGGCAUUCCUAAGUCUGUUCCUGCUUAUUUAAUUAAUAUGCUCUGUGGUUCUGGAUUGAAAGCAGUAAUGAAUGGUUAUAUGUCUAUAAAAGCUGAAGAAAGCCAAAUAGUUGUAGCUGGUGGCCAGGAAAGUAUGAGUCAAAGUCCACAUGUAUUGUGCCUUAGAAAUGGUGUCAAAAUAGGAAAUUCUAGUUUAAUAGAUACUUUAGUCUUCGAUGGUUUGACUGAUGCAUUUCAUGAUAUUCAUAUGGGAAUAACAGCUGAAAAUGUAUCUAAAGACUUUAAUAUAAGUAGAAAAGAACAAGACGUGUAUGCACUUACAUCUCAACAAAAAGUGAAAGCUGCAAUGACUGCAGGCUACUUUGACAAAGAAAUCGUCCCCGUAAAAACGUCUACUAACAACAAACUUAUUACUCUGGAGAAAGAUGAAUAUCCUAAGUUUAAAAUGACUAUGGAAUAUCUUCAAAAAUUAAAACCUGCUUUUCUAGAAGCUGAAGGUACAGUUACAGCUGGUAACUCUUCUGGCAUCAAUGAUGGAGCAGCAGCAGUAGUUCUUAUGUCAGCAGAGAUUGCUGCGCAAAGAGGACUUUCUCCAUUAGCUAAAAUUGUUGCAAUGGCUCAAGUUGGAAUGGAACCAAGAGUUAUGGGUAUAGGCCCUAUACCAGCAAUUGAAUUAGUGUUGCAAAAAGCAAAAUGGACAAAAGAAGAAGUAGAUUUAUACGAAGUGAAUGAAGCUUUUGCUUCACAGUCGAUAGCUUGUAUAAGAACUCUUGAUCUAGAUCCUAAUAAAGUUAAUAUAAAUGGAGGAGCUAUUGCAUUAGGCCAUCCUAUUGGUGCAUCUGGUGCCAGAGUAUUAGUAACUUUAUUACAUUCCUUAGAAAGGAUUGAUGGAAACAAAGGUGUUGCAUCUUUAUGUAUCGGUGGAGGGAUGGGAAUAGCAAUUGCUGUUCAAAGAAAAUAACAAACACUUCACCCAAUUAGGUAUUAUUUAUACAGUAAAGAUAACACUUUUUUGGUAGUGGUGCAUUGUUAUUUUAUGAC